Culex quinquefasciatus (southern house mosquito) is the source of this 2679-nucleotide messenger RNA. Its product is annotated as DNA cross-link repair 1A protein. The record is from RefSeq and is a predicted model, not a curated record. The transcript has 5 exons. The coding region runs from base 122 to 2395 and encodes 757 amino acids. Gene Ontology annotation, molecular function: damaged DNA binding; 5'-3' DNA exonuclease activity. NCBI's taxonomy places the organism in Eukaryota, Metazoa, Arthropoda, Insecta, Diptera, Culicidae. Gene Ontology annotation, biological process: interstrand cross-link repair; protection from non-homologous end joining at telomere; double-strand break repair via nonhomologous end joining.
GUGCAGUUUGUCCAGUUUGUCAUGUUUCAACUUGAACUUUGGACAACGCAACUUCAAGUGCACCGGAAUCUUGCGGAAACAGCGGUUUUUUGAUGGUUUUAUCGCGAAAUAACAUUGGAAAAUGGCUACUCCGGCACGGCGAGCUUCCAGUCGACUGUCGCUGUCGCGAAAGUUCUCCCAAUCGGCGUCCAAAGCGGGCUCCAGGGCAAGCUCCGUGAAGUCCGCCGGGGACGACACCACCAAGUUCAUCAACGAGCUAAAGGACAACCCAUUCAAGGUGACUAAGCUCACGCUCGACCAGGAGGACGAUCUACUGUCGGCCGCGCCGGAUGCUCUCUCGCUUACGUCCCGCGAAUCUCCCGAGCUCAAGCACCCAGUCAUUCCGACCAUUCCGGAAUGUAUCGAACUGAGCAGCGAAAGCGAGUCGGAGAUGCCGAAAACCCCGCCCAAGAAGCAGCAGCAGCAAGAUCAGAACUUUAAUUUUUUCACCCCGGCCAGGUCGCGCAAGAAGCAUCCGGCAACGGUCGCAUCCAGCUCGGGCCUCGGUGUGAGUACGCUGAAGAGUACGACCCGUAAGACGGUUUCGAGCAGCAAGACGAACGCGACGGCCGGACGCGACUCGAGCAAGGUCAAGAAGGUCCGCCGGCAGAUCUGCAAGAGCAGCAACAUUAAGAUGUUGACGAGCAAGUACUUUGACGAUUCGCAGAAGCGCAUUACGGGCUUCUUCCAGAAGAAGGAGGAAGGCGACGGGAGUCGUUUCGGUUAUCAUACCGUCAUUAAGCGAUCGCUGAUGCCGGCCAUCAACACAGGAGAUGAAAAUUUGGAGGACUUUCUUGCGGUUGAGGUGACGGAAGGGACGCAACCACUGCGGCCGAGCCAGAUUGAGGGACCUCAGCGAAGCCAGCAGCCGGGCGACGAUCCGCAGAAGAUUCUCGAGCGAAUUGAGGCGGCACAAAGUGCCUGCAUCGACGACCGCGUUGAGGCCAUCAACAUGGAGGAGGAUCAGGUUGCGAUGGCCAUCCCUUGCGACGAGCCCGACCUCGACUCGGGAAUAUCCACAACGACCUCUCGCAAACCACCGGCGAAAACCCCCGCAGCCAAGCGCAAAUCCACCGUUGCGACCACCGCAAAAUCCACCGCGAAGCGGCGACCCCGCGGCCCGAUCAUCGUCCCCAAGUACAAAAUCGUAGCCGGAACGACCUUCGCGGUGGACGCGUUCCGGUACGGGGACAUUGCCGGCGUGACGCACUACUUUCUGAGUCACUUCCACGCCGAUCACUACAUCGGGCUGAAGAAGAGCUUCGACAAGCCGCUGAUCAUGUCGCCGAUCACGGCGAGCCUCGUGGCGGCGUUCAUCAACGUGGACCGGGUGCACUACAUACUGCUGGAUCUGCACGAGACGAUCGUGCUGGACGGGGUGAGGAUUACGGCGCUGGACGCGAAUCACUGCCCUGGCGCGGUCCUCUUCCUGUUCCAACUGCCCACGGGGACCAACCUGCUCCACACCGGUGACUUCCGGGCCUCGCCCGCGAUGGAAGAGUACCCGGAGUUCUGGAACAUGGACAUCCAUACGCUGUACCUGGACACGACGUACCUCUCCACCAAGUACUGCUUCAAGGACCAGUGGGAGAGCGUGUCGGAUGCGGUUCGCGAGGUCAAGACGUUCCUGGGGCGGAACAUUGGCCGCAACGUGCUGAUCGUGUGCGGCAGCUACCUCGUCGGCAAGGAGAAGGUCUGGCUCGAGUUGGCCGCCCGGACGGGCUUCCGCGUGUGGACCGAGCCGAACCGACGCAAGGCUGUGGACGCCGUGGCGGUGGAAUGUCCGCUGCAGACCCGCGGGGUGAUCGUGGACGACCCGCGGGACGCGCAGAUUCACGUGCUCAGCAUGGGCAAGUUGGCGUACGAUGAACUGGUGGCGUACAUGGACGAGCACCCGGAGCGGGAAUGCGUGCUGGCGUUGCGUCCCAGCGGCUGGGAGAAGAACAGCCGACCGCAGUACCGUGGACGGAUCAACAUCGUCGGCAUCGAGUACUCGGAGCAUUCGAGCUACGACGAGUUGCGUCGGUUUGUGCGGUUUUUGCGGCCGCGCGAAGUCAUCAGCACGGUUCCGUACGGCAACACGAACCUGAACCGUACGCCGCAGGUUCCGACCAGCUGGUACCAGGGUCCGAUUCGGCCCGAGAAGCCACCGCUGCAGACGGCCAUCACGUCGUACUUUAAGGUCGGUGGAGGCGAGAAGGGCGCGAAGGGGGAGGAUGAGGAGGGGGGUGCGAAGAAAGAGGGAUCGGAACCGAAGGAAACAUUGCCGGAGGACACGCCGACGAAGGCCGCCGAAAAGGUGGAGCCCGUGAAGGAUGAUUACACGAUUGUGGACAGUGACAGUGAUUGGAUGUAGCGCAUUCCCUUAUCUCUAGUUUUUCAGACAUUUGCAGAAUAGAAUUCUCAAGUUCGUUGUUUUUUUUUUGCUUACAAUUAAUUACGAAUAAAACCGACUUUACUUAAAUGUUUUAGAAAAGUUUUGAAAGGUGCCAAAGCAUUUAAAAAAUAGUUUUCUAGGCGCGAACUUAGGCGUAGCGAUUAAAGUGCCUUGUACAGAUAAAAUGAGAAUAUGACAAAGUUAUAUCAUUGUUACCAUAUUUGUAAGACUGAUGGAUUUGAUAAGAUAGAAUAUACAAAAAC